AUGAGUGGCAGUCACAAGCAAGCUGCUCGUCGCAGCGCUGUGGAUGAAGACGAGGAGCCCCAAACCUUUGGUGGCUCUGAUGGGAUUCCCCUCUUUCAGUUGCCACCGACUGAUCCCUCUGAUGCUGAUCUGCUCAAAGAGCUACCCAAGAAGCGCACCUUGGAUUGUUCUCUGCAAGAGAAAAAGGAUCGGCUUGUGAUUCCAAUCGUCAACGAGCGAGAAGACAUUUUGAAGGUGGUCAAGCAGAAAUUUCCUGGACCGAAUCCAACCACAACUUCAGCUAUUUAUGACGCAGUGUUUGCUGCCAUUCCCGAGAGCUUCCCCAAAGCGUCUAAUGGUACAAAAAUGGCCAAAGCUGUGCUCGAGAUGUACAGUGCGCUGAAUGCUUGUAUUGAAGCGUUGGACGAUACUGGUGUCCGUGUACCCCGAGUUUUAUCUCGUCAUUUUGAGGAAUUGAAAUUAGCCAUUGCUUCAGCUACAGCAAAUUUCCAAGCCGAUGCACUCUCCAAAUUCAGCAGUGUCUUUGUUACACUGACGACGCAACAGAAAGAACGGUGCUACAAACAAAAUGGGUUCCUUCCGACUGAUGAAUCCCAUCGCAUUUGUCUUGGCUGCAAACACGGAUAUGUCGAUGAACCAGACUCUAACAAGAUUGUGGCAGAAAAGAACAAGGAAAAUCGGAGAGCCUUCGAAGAGAAGAAAAAGGCGGCACUGGAGGAGGCUAAGCGAAACAAAACUCAACCAAAACGUAUGACCGCCCCAAAGGUGGAGCAUCAUUAUCGACAAUGCCAUUGCUCACAAAUUCGCUGUUUGAGUCCCGAUUCGGAUGUUGGCUCUUCUUGCCCGAUUCGAUGCAUCAACCCCGAGACGAAUCAGAAGUACGGCAAAGAUUCUAGCGGUGUUUGUGCUUGCCCAAUCUGCAAAUGCACCUGCAGCAUUGCCGUCGUGUACAAUGCCUCCCAAACUCUACGCACAGUUGGGAUGUUGCAAGAGAAUGACAUUGGACGACAAGAAGAGAUUGAAGCUGAGAAGGGCCGUUCUCAUUUGUCUUUCCUUCUCGACGAGGCAUGUACUACAUCGAUGCGUGCCACAGCCAACAGCGGUAUCCCGGAAGAGCAGCGACAAAAUAUGGCGACAACUGCAGCAGCCAAAUCUCUAGCUCGCAAUUUCCAUCCUUCCCAUCACCGUGCCUUCAUCAAGAACAUGCGAGAAAAGAUCGGAAAGCCAACAACAACCGCGUCUUUGCCAGCUCCCCUGCUCAUAGGUGGAAAAUUUACCAGUGUUGCUGAUACCCGUGCUAUUUCUGCAGCAGGUAUCAGUACAAAUCUCGGUAGCAAGGAAUCCCAGGAAGAGGAGGAACCAGAAGAGGAUCCAGAUUUCCUACAGGCAAUUCAGAACAGCCUUCAGGGUGAACGAUCGGUGGCUCGGUCCCAACAAUCGGUGGCUCGGUCCCAACAAAUGACACCGCCAACCAGUAACCUUGUGGUUCUGUUGGAUUCUAGUACACCCCGUCCACCUCCAGCAGCAAACAGUGCGGAAAAAUUCAAGACUCGUGUCAAGCGCCGUGCAUUCCAACGGUCUCAGGAAACGGCCGAAGUUUUUGAUUCCGAGAAGGGUGGUUCCCCGGAACUGCAUGCCAAAAGUCCGUACUCUCUCAAAGUGUUCCAAGCAUUGUCAGGUUCUGGAAAUGCUACUGUAACGGAAUACACCGAAAUGUACCAUGAUAUGAAGCCCGAAGCUGACAGCCAAGAGGUGUAUGAAAAUGUGAGCAACAUGAUGCGUACUAUGGAUGGGAAGAAGAAGAAGAAAUACAACUAG
Messenger RNA from Seminavis robusta, 1818 nucleotides. NCBI's taxonomy places the organism in Eukaryota, Bacillariophyta, Bacillariophyceae, Naviculales, Naviculaceae. The record is from the annotation of a GenBank genome assembly.